Molecule: messenger RNA, 1473 nt
Organism: Tremella mesenterica DSM 1558
Lineage: Eukaryota; Fungi; Basidiomycota; Tremellomycetes; Tremellales; Tremellaceae
Exons: 3
Coding region: 1-1473 (490 amino acids)
Source: RefSeq, a predicted model, not a curated record
AUGGAAAGAACUGAAACGAAAACAUGCUCCGGCCGCACCAACGAUCCUUUCAUCCCGCCAGUCGAUCUCAUCCAUUAUGCUUCCUCGCCACUCGGCGCUGGGCUGGGUAUAAACGUUCAUGAGUUGAAAGAGGAGAUUGUUCUCAUCACUCACCCGCAGCGAACAGUACAGAAUACUAUGGAUUCAACCCCCUUCCACUCCGCCAGCACGGUCAUCAGUCCAGCUUCUGGAUUCGGUACGGCUCUAGACAGUCAUAACGGACUGCAUGAAGACGCAUGCAAUUCAAAGGGCACGAAAAGAGAAGGCCCAGAGGGAGAUAUAUCUGAUGGGUCGUCCGUAUCUGUGUCCAGUCAAUUGUCCGACGGACCCACUGGGGAAGAUCGUCCGCAGAUUUCGCAUGCUUCACAGGAGGAUCCAACGUUGUUCAAGUCAGAGGGUGACAAGCGGUCAGCACCAGAGAAGAUUCAUGCUUCCACGACCAUAAGCAGUUUCGAGCGAUAUGAGAGCACCCGAGACCAGGUGAGCCGUGAACCUGUUGUUCAGCGGAGAUCUUCUUCUCCAGACAACUCAGGAACAUAUCGAUUCAACUUAGGAUCCGGCUGUCUGGUAGUCUUGGGGGAUGGAACGGAAUUGAACAUUAACACCCCCUCGUCACAAGCUCGACCCGUACUAGCUCCCAGUAGGAUCUCACAAAGGCGGGGUGAUCGGCGCCGAAAGACAUUGGCAAGAAUGUCAAAACAGUGGAUGGAUCCGUCCGAAAACGUUGUAGAAUCUGACAUCGGGCCCCACCGCACUGAUAAGCCUGACCGUUGGCACCGUUAUCAACAAUCACCAAGAUUGGCUCGGAGACCAGCAAGGGAUAGGCUAACUGGGUCUCCCACCAAUGUGAAGGCGUGUCCGGGUGAUUCUGAUUGUGUCUCUGACCCCACUUUGCUUCAAGGAGUAUGUUCUCUCACAUUCCCCUCACCAUCUGUAUUGGCCAGCAACUACAAUCUAGAGCCUGUUGAAGAUCACCAGAAUACUCCAGCAAACUUUCCUGAUACUCAUGUUUCUCAUCCGGAAAUUACAUUGAAUGGUCAAUCAAUGUGUGCUUCGGUCAAAGGUGAUGGGACUGAUAUGAGAAGCUCAUCCAGCAUUCCAAAAAGUUUUACCGCCAUGGGGGAAGAUAAUCUGAGGAUACUUGCAGAAGAAAGUAGACAGCGGAUGGAGUGGUUUGCACUUCUGUAUCACCGUAAUCUGAACGGAUUUAUGGAGGGUGAAUCUUCCCGUCGUCUUGCCGGCUCUCCGUGGACUUCAACAACAGAGUUUGAUGUACCCCCCGAAUUGCGGUCCUCAUCAGGCUUCAACAGGAGAGUCAAAAGUGAAGAAUUGUCAGAAGGUGGGACAGACGGGUCAGAAGGGUUGGAGUUGUAUCUAGGCUCUAGACCCUAUUGUAAUGCUCGACCGAGACCUACUGGGGACCCUCAUGGAUAG